UUGAGGAAUCUAAUUAUAAAUUUUCUUCUCUUUCUGAAGCAAUUUUGGACCUUGUUUUAGAUUUUGAUUGAGUGCAGGAGGCAGCAACAUCAACAACAGCAACUAGAGAGGGGAGAGUUUUCACCUUGUUUGAGCCCUUCUGGGUUUGACUCUAGAGAACCCUAUGACCUCAACCUUGGUUGUCCUGUUGGAAUCACGGGAUAGGAUUGGUGGUCGAGUUUAUACUGACUACUCAUUUGGUUUUCCCAUUGACCUGGGUGCAUCAUGGUUGCAUGGAGUUUGCAAGGAGAAUCCCUUGGCACGAUUGAUUGGGAGACUAGGACUACCCUUAUACUGUACUAGUGAGGAUAACUCUGUGCUGUAUGAUCAUGAUUUGGAAAGGGAAUCAAGUGCCUCCAGAGUUAGUCACUAAAAUUGGUGAAGUAUUUGAGAGCAUUUUGGAGAAGGCA
This is a messenger RNA of Alnus glutinosa, 449 nucleotides long. Its product is annotated as polyamine oxidase 3-like. NCBI's taxonomy places the organism in Eukaryota, Viridiplantae, Streptophyta, Magnoliopsida, Fagales, Betulaceae. The record is from RefSeq and is a predicted model, not a curated record. Gene Ontology annotation, cellular component: peroxisome. Bases 164 to 412 code for a protein of 82 amino acids. Gene Ontology annotation, biological process: polyamine catabolic process. Gene Ontology annotation, molecular function: polyamine oxidase activity. The transcript has 4 exons.